AUGGGGGAGGACGAGGAAAAGAAAGCCGUCCCGGCCGAGCCACGACCCUCUGAUGAUGUCGAGAUCACACCCAUUCCCGAGGUUUUCAGCGAUGAGAUUCCGGAUGGCGGUUUGGUGGCUUGGCUCCAAGUGGCAGGGGCAUUUGCCCUCUUCUUCAAUUCAUGGGGCAUUGCGAAUACGUUUGGAGUGUAUCAGACGUAUUAUGAGACACAUUUCCUGAGUUCCUCAACACCCGAUGCUAUUGCCUGGAUUGGGUCUCUUCAAUCGUUUCUUCUCCUCGCAGGUGGGCUUGUGUCCGGUCCUCUAUUUGACGGUGGCUGGUUCAGAGCCACGAUAGCUUUCGGAUCAAUCGCCGUCUGUUUCGGCUUUAUGAUGAUGAGUCUUGCUACACAAUACUGGCAGAUCAUCCUUGCUCAAGGUUUCUGCAUUGGUCUCGGUGCCGGGUGUAUGGUCGUGCCAUCCCUCUCGAUCCUGCCACAGUAUUUCCUCAAGAAACGUGCUCUUGUGACCGGCUUCACCGUCUGUGGCAGCAGUCUUGGUGGAGUAAUCUACCCGCUCAUCUUCCAAGGCUUGAUCGACAAUGUAGGCUUCGGCUGGACGAAUAGAAUUCUCGGCUUCAUAUCUAUUAUAACAUGCUCCUUCUCCGUGGCCGUCAUGCGGCUCCGUGCAAAGCCGCGCAAAGUUCGAUCGCCCUUCGAUCCUAAGGCUUUCCGGGAGCCUGCGUACCUUUUCUAUUGCUUCGCCAUGUUCUGCAGCAACUUCGGCUUCUUCCCGCCAAUCUUUUAUCUGCAGACCUAUGCUCUGGGCCACGGCCUGACGAACACAAACAUAGCCCUCAAGCUCGUCGCUAUUCUCAACGCUGCCUCCAUUCUCGGUCGUCUAGCACCAUCUCCAGCAGUUGGCCUCAUCGGCCCUAUCAACACGAUGAUAGUAGUUAUUGCCAUGGCCAGUACCGUGGCGUUCACAUGGAUCGCAGUCCACACGGGAGCGGGCAAUAUCGUCUUCGCCGUCAUGUACGGCUUCACUUCCGGUGGCAUCGUGUCUCUACCCGCCGUCGUCCUGGCUUCCAUUACGGAGGACCUCAGUUUUAUGGGUUCACGAUUAGGCACUUCCAACUUCUGCAAUGCCAUCGCCUCUCUGUGCGGUCCCCCCCUUGCCGGCGCCAUUCUCAGAUCGACAGGAAAAUAUCUCGGUGUCCAGCUCUUUUCAGGCUUCCUCCUUCUAGGAGCGUGCCUCUUUUUCGUGGUAACUAGGUUCGCAAGAGUAGGGUUCAGGCUAGCAGUCAAUGUCUAA
Scedosporium apiospermum is the source of this 1293-nucleotide messenger RNA. RefSeq lists its product as uncharacterized. The coding region runs from base 1 to 1293 and encodes 430 amino acids. The record is from RefSeq and is a predicted model, not a curated record. Gene Ontology annotation, biological process: transmembrane transport. Gene Ontology annotation, molecular function: transmembrane transporter activity. The transcript has 2 exons. Lineage: Eukaryota; Fungi; Ascomycota; Sordariomycetes; Microascales; Microascaceae. Gene Ontology annotation, cellular component: fungal-type vacuole membrane.